AUGGAACGAGUCGUGAUAGUCGGAGCAGGUCUCUACGGUCUCAUCGCGGCCAAGACGUAUCUGCAAAUUAUGGGAGCAUUUGAUGAUAAAAGCACAGCCAAAAGUACCGAUGAAAUCGCUGAAAUUCCUGCCUAUUUUACAGAGAGCAUCGAUGCUCCCCCAGCAGCCUCCUUCGAAAGUCGUCUUCUUGUGAUCGACUCUGCUUCGGAUAUUGGGGGCACUUGGGCUGAGGAGAGACUUUACCCAAAUUUGUUGAGCCAGAACUCAUAUGGACUUUAUGAAUUCAGUGAUCUGCCUCUUUCCGACGUUGUUCCAGAGAAAGAUGCGGAUAAUACACAUAAUCAGUUCAUUGCAGGCUGGAAGAUCAACCGAUAUCUUCGUGCAUGGGUUAAGAAAUGGCAGCUCGAAGAACACAUACGAUUGAACUGGACGGUUGACAACAUCAGCCGUCUAGACACCAAAGAGUGGAAGCUAAACAUCAGUGUUUCCACGUCCCCGGGUCGCCAUAUCACCAUUAUCUGCGACAAGUUGGUACUGGCUACAGGACUUACCUCGGUACCAAAUUUACCCAACACAAAGGGAUCAUCAAUGGCCUCCGAUAACCCUGCUCCCGUCAUCCAUGCCAAGGAUAUUGGCGACUGGGCAAGAAAAUACUUAGGAUAUCAGCCACUCAAAGCAACCAAGCCCGAGACUGUUAGCAUUCCAGUCAUAGAGUCUUGUUUCCCACAACUGCGAUCGGUGGCUAUUUAUGGGGGUGCAAAAUCAGCCUUUGAUCUAGUGCAUUUUUUCGCGACUCUACAUCGCAACCAGCCAAAGCUGCACCUCAAGUCUACACAGAAAGAUCUGGUCCAAGUACACUGGAUCAUCCGGGAUCGAGGUGUGGGGCCCGCGUGGAUGGUACCGCCAAUGUCCACUCUCCUGAAAGGAGAAACCGUUGCAAGCGACAAGGCUGCGAGCAGCCGACUUCUCACCCAUCUCAACCCAUGCUGCUACAAGACACCAAAACGUCUGUCUCUGGGACCUUGUGGGGGUCUGCACUGGGAGGGCUCAUGGCUAGCGCGGUUGUUCCAUGGCAAUCCAAUUGGCCGAUGGUGGAUUCGUUGGCUCUGGCGAUCGGUUGAUAAAGGCUUGGAGGACAUGGCGCAGUAUGGUUCAGAUCCGAAAAUGGAAAAGCUUCGCCCAGAGAACAGUGUUGUCUCGUGCGCAUCGGGCAUUGGCAUUGCAAAUCAAGGAGACCUCUGGGAAACGAUUAGAUUGCCACAUGUCAACGUGCACCGAUCAGCCAUCAUGGAGAUAGUCGCCACCAGGCCAGAGAAAACCGCAGAUUCACCCACAAAGGCCUCUGUGCAUUUGGCGGACAGCAGUUGUAUCGAGCAAGUUGACCUGAUUAUCUACGCGACCGGAUAUAAGCCAAUAGUUCCGAUUCGGUUUGAACCUGCAAGUCUCCGUCUAGAACUGGGGCUGUCAGCUUUGGUGGACUCAGGGGGCGAGGAAAUUCGCCAGAGUCCCGAAAUUCCAGCAGAAACACCGGAACGAAUCAAUGGACCACUGGAAACUACCAUCAAUAGCCGUAUCCAACACUGGGAAGAUCUAGAUCGACGUUCUGAGAUCAUGAUCCGGAAGACUUUAAAUGCGACGAGAUGCGCUCUCACAGAUCGGAAUCCUCUCUCAUGGGCCGAACCUCACAAGCUGGUGCCAUAUCGGCUAUUCCGCCGUAUGGUUGCACCCGAGUUAGUCGCACGAGGCGACCGCUCCUUUGCAACGCUCGGUGUUAUUCUAUCAUCAACUAUAGCCGUUGUUGCAGAGGUCCAAGCUCUUUGGGUGGCGGCAUUCUUAACAGGAGGACUCGACUCCCCCGUGGACAUGACUUCAACCCCAAACCGGGCUCUCUCGCUUGGAAAAAUUUCGGUUGAGGAUAUGGAGAAUGCUAUCUCCGAGGAUGUGGUCCUAGGUUCGUUGACGGGAACUGGCCUUGAAGUUGAGGCAAUUCAGGUAUUUUUGCUGCACGAAAUCAAGGGUGUAUCGUAA
This is a messenger RNA of Penicillium digitatum Pd1, 2028 nucleotides long. RefSeq names its product flavin-binding monooxygenase-like protein. The record is from RefSeq and is a predicted model, not a curated record. Lineage: Eukaryota; Fungi; Ascomycota; Eurotiomycetes; Eurotiales; Aspergillaceae.